AUGGCAGGUCUUCUCGGCGGCGGCGGUGGCCAGCAGGGUCAAGGUCAGCAGGGCCAGCAGGGAGGUCUCGGCGACCUUCUCGGAGGUGUAACGGGUGCCGUUGGUCAAACAACCCAAGGCCUCGGUCAGGGCCUCGGGCAAACCCUUUCGGGCGUCGGUGGUGCAGUCGGCCAGACCACCCAGGGUGUUGGCGAUGUUGUCGGUGGAGCAACAAAGGGAGUCGGCGGCGCGUUGGGCGGCGGACAGCAGCAACCCCAGCAGGUUCCUCAACAAGCAGGCCAACAAGUUCCUCAGCAGGGCCAGCAACAGAUUCCUCAGGGUCAACAACCCCAGCAAUACUCGCAACAACCGCAGUGA
Molecule: messenger RNA, 357 nt
Organism: Uncinocarpus reesii 1704
Lineage: Eukaryota; Fungi; Ascomycota; Eurotiomycetes; Onygenales; Onygenaceae
Exons: 1
Coding region: 1-357 (118 amino acids)
Source: RefSeq, a predicted model, not a curated record